AAGCUAACACAGUCUGUAAAACAAUGUCUCCAACAAGAUUUACUAUUAUCUUCAUGUUAUUUUGGAAUAUUGGUGCAGCAGUAAGCUUGUACAAAGCAGAAGAUUUGUUAAAGACGGCGGUUAACAUUCUCAACCAUCUUAUUGCAAAUAAACAUUGUUCUUCGUCACAUCACAUGUGUCCAGAUACAUGGAUACGUUUUCACGAGUCCUGUUAUCUUUUCCCUAACAAGACAUACAUGUUUGACGACGCCGAGCAUGUUUGUAUUCAGUAUGGAUCAAGACUGGUUAACAUUGAAAGUGAUUUUGAAAAUACUUUCCUGAAAAAUCACAUGAGGAGCUUAAAAAAUGCCAAUUAUUGGACCGGACUUACAGCUUCUUCAGAUAGAAAAUCCUGGAUUUGGCACAAUACAAAUACAGAGGCUAUGUUUUUAGAUUGGAGCGGUCGCAGUCCCAACAAUUACCAUGGAGACCAAGAAUGUGUCUUUAUGGAGCAUGCAUAUGACUUCCAGUGGAAUGAUUAUAGCUGUGCCAACAAGUUUAAUCCAGUUUGUGAGAAAAACUGGACACGUUUGGGUUUAUAAUAAAACGAUGAGAACGUCUGUGGAGCAUAUAUGUACUUAUAACUGAAAUAUAAUUAGUUUUAAUAUCUUUAAAUGUAAUGCAGAAGAACUUUAAUCGGCUGUAUAAUUUUGCUGAGGCAGUCAUGUUGACCCAAAACCGACCAAAUUAUUGUGAAAGCGACAUCUUUCGCAGAUUUACAUUUAUGGCAGAUGAUAUCGAAUUCUCUUUAGAAUUUUGACUAUUUGCAUUUUCAUGUCUUUGUAAAACAAGAAUCUUAGAAUGAAUUGGUAUAACUUGAUUGACAAUUUACAAAAUUUAUUUCAUAUUUUUUACAUAAUAAUCAUUUUGAGUUUUACAUGGGUCGUAUUACAAAAUUAAUGCUAACGCUAUGUCAUUUUUGUAAAUUACUUUGACGAAAACAAAACAAAUACAAGUACUUUCAAGCUAUAAAAAAUGUCGCGUUUAAUGAAACGCCUGCAUAUUAUGGUAUAAGAGCAAUAUUUAUGUGUAUAGCCUUCUUGUGCAUCUCGCCUUCGUUAACAAAUGUUUGUCGGAAAAAUAGCUCAUGAGCUAGUGUUUUCUGUUAAAAUGUAUCCGACGUAAAAUAAAUUUUCUUGUAUCUUGUAUAAAACAAAAUACAUUUUUUUCUAUAGAUAAGAUGGCUAAAUCUGGAGGGUUGUGGGGAGGACAGCGGUGAUAAUCAGAAUGCAAAAAUAGAAAAAUUCUCUGUAAACAAAAAAGAAAUCUUUUGGAUCCAAAACGAGGGUGUGUCUAGAAGACCAAAGUAAUUUUUAAAGAAGCAAACAACGGCCAGUGAGAGGACAUCCUGAACCUCCAGAAAACUCUGUAAUAAUAUAAAAACUAGACAAAAUAAUUAAUGUUGCAAGAAUAAAUAGCAUUAUAUGUUACACUACAUAAAGCAUAAAAUUUAUAUUUGCUUUGCCUGAACGCCUUUGAAAAUUUAUUUCUGUCAUCACAGAAAAGGGUAGGUGUAACGAAUAGUAUGUCAAAAAGAUAGAAAUGAGGUUGUCAUGGCAACCAAAAGAUGUCAUUGCAACCAAAAGGAACAAAAGAAAGUUAUCAACUGAAGGUUUUUUUUCUUAUUGAACUAAAAGGCCAAGAACAUGUAUAUUUUGAGUAAGACAUUGUCUUGUGAACCACGAUUUUUCAAAUUAUAGCCCUCGGAUCAAACUUAGUCCCGCGACAGGGUAAUGUUUUUUAUAGAUGUAUAUUUUUAUAUACAAGUAUAUACAUAUAGCAAUUUAUUUUCUCUCAGAUAUUUAGAAUGAAACAUUGUCUAGUGAACUUCUAUCAACUUUACUUAAAUGAUAGCUUUGGGGUCAAAAUUUCCCCAACCCCAUGAGAUCAUGGCUUUUCUUUAAAUCAUUUCUUUCGCUGUAAAAUAGUCCCGCUCAUAAGUUAAAUAAUGAAAGAGAAACAACUAGUAAUGGAAUGGUUUUGUGGUUUUUGUUGUUUUUUGUUUUUGGUUUUUUUUUGGACAUGUUAUGCCAUUUUCUAAAAACAAAUUCUACGGCUGGGAGUGUGCCUAAAGGUCAAAAUGUAGAAAAAAGCCGGACCGAAAUCGCCAUUGGCGAAUCGUGUAAUGUACCGAGCGCAUAAUCCGCGGAUUGUAUCAGACCGCGGUGAACCGUAACGCCCCUAAAUUGACCUCUUGCAAGACAAAUGUUUGCUUUUAAGAGAAUGUUAUGCAAUGAAAUGGUGCCGUGACCUAUACGAAGUGUAAUGGUUUCUUUGCAGGAAUAUUUUAAAAAUAAUUUAGGGACAUUCUGAUUCAUUCCACGUAUAAGAAAAGCAUUGAUGCAAAGCAUCAAAGGGCGUCCAAGCAAGAAAUGCAACAAGUGAAGAUGAACUAGUAAACAUAAUUAUGAUGACAACUUUUCAAUUGUUAAUUGGUUUUUACCAGAAUUGUAUAUCACUUAUCAAUGAACGGACGAAAGACUUUGUCCAUUAUGAACUUUGAUUGGCAUGUUAGAGAUUAGAACAUUACUUGUUAUUUCUUUAUGAUCGUGAUUAUUAAUAGCAACGGAUAUACAUGUAAACAAUCAUUUAUAAUCCAUAUGUGUAACGUAUGAUCAACAGCACACUUGUGUAAUUGUCCCUCAUUAUGUUAUCGCUUUUAGCGAAGACCCCUCUUAAGGUAUCUGUUCACACUUAGUAAAAAUAUGACACUGGUUAUAUUACCAUGUUGAUCAUGUUGAGCAUAAUUGUUUAUUAUACAAUAAUUAUAAUAUCUUUUUUAAUAAAAAAAAUACAGAUUUUUUGAAUAUUGUUUUCUUUUCUUUUUUGUGUUUAAUCUGCUAUUUCAAUACUGAGAUUUUACGUUUUCUA
Molecule: messenger RNA, 2910 nt
Organism: Ruditapes philippinarum (Manila clam)
Lineage: Eukaryota; Metazoa; Mollusca; Bivalvia; Venerida; Veneridae
Product: lactose-binding lectin l-2-like
Exons: 4
Coding region: 24-581 (185 amino acids)
Source: RefSeq, a predicted model, not a curated record